Molecule: messenger RNA, 4022 nt
Organism: Chara braunii
Lineage: Eukaryota; Viridiplantae; Streptophyta; Charophyceae; Charales; Characeae
Source: the annotation of a GenBank genome assembly
UGGUUCACUCAUACUCAAUGGGAAAUUCAGUUCUCGUUGUGCACUGGUGGUGUAUAUAAUUGUACUGCAAUUCUAUACAUCUUUGAACUGUCAUCCUUAUUACAAUUCUGGCAUUCUAGACAAUGUGUUUCAUGUUGGCCUUUGUUCCCCCCCCGCUUCUCCUGCAGGACAAACACCAGCUGAUGCUCACUCUGCAGCAGGAAGCAAGUCAGUGCCAGUGGCUAGUUUUGUGGCUGGACUGUGACCGUGAAGGAGAAAACAUCGCAUUUGAGGUUAUUGAUGUCUGCAGAGGGACCAAUCCGCGACUCAAUGUCCUCCGUGCACAUUUCUCGGCGCUUGUGGAGAGAGAUAUUCACCAUGCAGCGCAAAACCUCCAACAGCCAAAUCAGCGAUUCGCAGAUGCAGUGGAUGCUCGACAGGAAAUUGACCUUCGGAUUGGGGCAUCCUUCACACGCUUUCAGACCCUUCUGCUACGAGAUCGUUUUGUCAUGCCCUUGGGUGAAUCAGAGAGGGCUGGAGUUAUUAGUUAUGGGCCUUGCCAGGAGUGUCAUGUCAGCAGCAGUGCCACGACAGUAGCAGUGCCACGACAGCAGCAGUACCAACGUCCGCAGUGCCCCGCCACCAGGACGGGUUCAUCAUUGGGCAUGACAGGCCAACUGGCCGGCUCGUCCAUUUACGAGUACCAUCAGCGGUUUCUAGCUCAGCUCGCACUGGUGGAGGCUGACGUACAGCGCCAGGCGGCAGCUGAGGCUGCCCACCUACAGGCUGAAGCAGAGGCAGCAGCUGAAAAGCAGCGACUGCAGGCCGAAGCAGAAGCAGAUGCCCAGGCCCUCCGCAGGGAGGCCCAAGAGCUGCUGCAGCGGCACGAAGCCACCAGCAUCGACAAGCUCAAGUUCUGGCAUUUUGAACCAACCGCCGGCCACGACAACGCAACACCGGAAGAGCAGCACAAGGAGUUUUUCUCCAAACUCGUGGCACGGUUGGUUUACACUUGUAACCACCAACAGUCCGAGUUAGAGAAACAACACCAGGAACUGGCGAAACAGCACCAGGAAUUGGUGAAUCUCCGACGGGCAAUGCAGAGCCACAAGGAUCUGCACGAGGAUGCUACACGGGCACUUCAUUCCCAUGUACAGGACUUGGAGCAGGCCGCACCAAGACCAGAUGCUGGCGACUUCGCCGCCAUCUAUCGCCGGGAUUCGACGUCAUGGUCAAAACUUGAAGAGCUCGACCCGUUGACGUUUGCGGACUUCCAAUGGAUGCCCCUUCCCCCGUCCGCUCGAUUGCCGAAACCACAUUGCAACGUGCUCAAGGCACAAUUGCGGGAUUACUUGCACACUGCAGUACCAGCUCCAUUGAUGGACGUAGAGGUUGUUGACCUUCACGACUACAUUGCGAAGAUCGACCGCGAGUUCAAGACACAACGGUACGUCGACAUAGAUGCACCAUUGUUGUACAUACGCAUUCAGAUCGGAGAGGCGACCUGUCGCGCUUUGAUCGAUUACGGAGCUACUCGCAAUUAUAUCAGCCAAGACUUUAUGAUACGCGCUGACCUUGGGCCACGCAUUCGGAGGAAGUCACAGCCCACGCAAGUCACGUUGGCCGAAAGUCAAACGCACAAGUCAAUCGACCGAUGCAUUGAUUCCGUCCCCGUGUACUUCGCCCCGCAUGCAAGCGAGGCCGUGUCCUUCGACAUUUUGGACACUCAAUUCGACAUGAUCUUGGGCAUGUCAUGGCUGCGAAGCGAGGAUCACCCGGUGAACUUCUACCGCCGCACCGUUCACGUUUGUGAUCGGAACGCAGUACUAGUCCCAUGCACGGUGGCUCCUCCUCACCCUCCGAUCAGCUGCCACGUGGUGUCCGCCGCAAGCAUUCGAGCUUCCAUCACCAGGGAUGGCAUCGAGGAGAUGGGGGUGUGUUUUCUCCACGCCCUCCCGCCCCAUGACAUUCUAUCGAUGGACUCAUCACUGGACCCACGCAUCAUCGAGCUUCUCGACGCCUACGGCGACGUGUUCGAAGCCCCGCAUGGAGUAGUACCGGAUCAGCCCAUCCUCCACGAGAUCAGCCUCGAGGAGGUUGUCGUACCUCCGCGUGGUUGCAUCUACCCCAUGAGCGAGGAAGAGUUAAGUGUGCUACGGGCACAACUCGACGACGUUCUCGAGAAAGGCAUGAUUCGGCCUAGCUCUUCGCCAUACGGUGCUCCCGUUCUCUUCGUCAGGAAGAAGAACAAGGAUUUGUGGUUGUGUAUCGAUUAUCCCAAGCUCAACGUGCAAACCGUCAAGAACGUCGGCCCUCUUCCACGCAUCGACGACCUCCUCGAACGCCGGAGUUUGGACGAGCAUGUGGAGCACAUGCGCACCGUUUUGGAGCGGCUACGACAAGCCAAGUACAAAGCCAACCACGACAAAUGCGAAUUCGCGCGGCAAGAGCUGGAGUACUUGGGACAUUAUGUGACGCCGCAAGGCAUCCGUCCGCUUGCGGACAAGAUCGAGGCCAUCCCUCUCUUGGAACAACACAACGGCGACGACUGGCACCCCGUGGAGUAUUUCGGCCACAAAGUGCCUCCCAUCAAUUCACUUGAUGAUGCAAGGAAGAAGGGGCUGCUCGCGUUCGUGAUGGCUCUCAAGCGAUGGCGGCACUUCCUCCUUGAGCGUCGUAGGUUCACAUGGGUCACUGACAACAACCCAUUGACCUACUACAAGACGCAUGAUACGGUGAGCAGCACGAUCGGACGAUGGAUGUACUUCAUUGACCAAUUUGACUUCAAACCGAAACAUCUCGCCGGCCUCUCCAAUCGCACAGCAGAUGCACUCUCGCGAAGACCUGAUCUUUGUGCUAUGACACAUCAUGCCUUCGCGUUCGACAAGGAACUCCAGCGACACUUCAUCGGGGCUAUGAGUCCGAUCCGGAUUUCGCCAUGUUGUAUGCGCAGCUAUCUUCGGAUCACCCACCGGCCAGCCACUAUCGCGUCGUCGAAGGGUACUUGCUCCUCCACUCGCGAGGCAAGGACUUAUUGUGUGUCCCACGAGACCGUCGUUUUCGGACUCGCCUUCUCGGCGAGUACCAUGACUCGCGACUCGCUGGCCAUUUCGGAGUCAAUCGCACUAUUGCACGACUUCGACAACGAUUUCGAUGGCCCGACCUCAUUACCGAUGUCACUCGGUAUUGUGACUCUUGCAAAGUUUGCCGACGAAGCAAGCCCCGCAACCGCAAUCCCUACGACGAGUUGCGCCCGAUGCCUAUCCCACGGGAACCCGACCUCUCCAUUACCAUGGACGUCACCGUUCCCAACCCUGGGUUUUGUGGUCGAAAGGUAUUGGCAGAUUCUUGCACAUGUGGAAGAGAGCUUUUGGACAAUUUACUGUCGAUAUGUAUCAGAGGACAACGUCAGUGCAGAGUUCCAAUGGGAGCGUGGGAGACUCUUUGAUCACAUGGCAGCUGCAGUCAUCUAUGAAAUGUGCCAAGAAAAUCCCCUAGCCACUGUUUGCGAGGUCACUGGACGGGAAAAGAGAAAAUUUCCACCAUUUCCACUGAAUACGGUUGAACUCCAGAAACGGGCAUCGAAAUGGCUCCGGAUGGGCUCUGAGCAUGUGAUGAAGGUACGGAUUUUUCUGACACAGUCUCAAAGCUGAAAGGAUUUCACGUUCCUUCCUUGCCGUGAUUUGGUCUGCGGACCUGUCUCUGUUGUUGUUGCCUGUUGUGCUGUAUCGUAUAACUGAGUGUUGCUACUGAAGUCUGAACCCGGAACCUCGAUGUCGACUUACCUAUGUCCGUACCUGUUGACGUACCGUGUGCUUGUGCACGUUGACUGUUCCUGUGGAGUUUUGAAACUGAGACCUGUUCUUGUGUGUGUGUAAAGUCAAUGUUUGGUACCAUUUGUGCGGUAAGUGUGCCUCCAGCAAGUGUCCAGAGGGUUCCAGGGGCAACGUGGGAAGUGCCCCGAGGAAACAAAACUACAGAAUUCAAUUUUGCAGAUUCAUUCGGUGUGGUGCUGGUUCGUGAAAUCAAGCAGUGCGAUGCGU